UAGGGGACGCUCCGCUAGUGUUUACAGGGUGAGGGGGCGAGCAAAUAGCACGGUCACUAUGGGGUUCGGGUUAUGGCCUGUUUUAUUAUAGAUCCAUGGCUGUAGACUUAAUCGCUCUCACACCUUAUUUUAAUAAAUCCAUGCUUUGGGCGCACAAAUGCUCGAAUCUGAUUGGUCUUUCUCUCAUAGACUUUGGUGUCGGUGGGCUUUUUCCAGAUCGCCCCAAGCCAUACAGUGGCGUACUUUAAAAUGCAUUGAGAAAGCAACAGAUUAAAUAUAUAUUUUCUUGUGAUUUAUGUUAUUUAUAGUCAACAUUUAAGAAUAAUAUUACCGAACUAUCUCAAAUUUUAAUGUUCAGUAGUUUAAUACAUUUGCAUGACUGACUGUAGGGCGCGCUUCAUCGCCCAUUACGGAGCCGCCACUAGGAAAUGGCAAGGCAGGAUGGUGCGUGCAGGGGCAAUUGACGCAUGUAGGUUAUCUCGUUCAAUGAAUUUAAAACAUCUGCACAAAGUACUGCAGUAAAGCAACCUAUCGUCUGAAGGAGCCCAGGUCCAGGAAGACUUAAUUUAUUAUUUAAAAUUUCCUUUUUUAAAAUGUGUUUUUAAAAAAUCAUAUCAGAUCUGAGGAAAUACUCAAAAACUGCAGUGUUAGAAAUGUCCAGUAGAGGGUGGUGUAGAAGCAUCCCAAGUCACUUCCGGAAACAAAGAACGGUCGCAGCCAAUCAGAGCACAGUUCUUUUUCAAACGAGAACCGAGAAGUUCCUGCUUCUUGUUAGAGUAAAAACACCAAACUGGGCCCGUGAAACCAUUUUGAUGUGGAUUUGCGCGUUGGGAAACCAUACAGGAGCUAAUAUAUUUAUUUAAAAAUCCCUUUGCCUCUUGUCGAGAGCAGUUUGAUGGGAACCCAGGAGGUUCAGAGAGACUGCGUCGAUGUGGCAAAUGAUCUCCUCAACAAAUGUCACCUGAACCUGAGGCUGAGAAAACUGACAGACUGUGAUGCAAAUGUUUUUAUCUCUCUGUAUGAGAGCAUCUUGGGAGAGAAAGUUCCAGAUUAUAUUGCAGAUCCUCGCUGCCAAGAGGAUGACAUUCAUAAUGUUCAGUCUGUGAUCGACUCUUUGUCCUUGGAUUACCUACAAAUCAGCCUUUCACACAUUACAGGAGAAAAUGUUGUUAGAGGCCACAAAGAAUCUAUAAAAAAUCUCUUGGAAAUAUUUGAUGGUCUGCUGGAGUACCUGAAUGAGGACACCAGUGAAGAGUCACAAAACAGUGAGCCCAACAAUAGUCCAAAUGAGGACAUUCAGGGCGAAGAGAAGGAGCCUGAGCCGGAGGGAGCCUCUGUGUCCUCCAGUGCAGAGUCUGGGGCCCAAAGCAGUCUCCACUUGCAUCAUUCCCCAAACCCUGAAGACGUGGCCACAAAUGAUAAUGUUCACACCUCAGCAGAGCCUCCUUCCUCAUGCUCACCUAUUCCUCCACAAUCAGAAGCCAUCCCCUCAGCCGUGCCCCUCAGACCUCCAAGCCAGAGCCACACCCCUCACCCCGAGUCUACCAGUCUCCCGACGUCUGCUCCCUCAGAGGAGGGAGCAGACCAAACCACUGCACAGCUUCCAGAGAUAGUACCUGACAGGAGAUUGGACCCUCCUUCUCCAACCCAUUCACCUGCUUUAAGUGAAAGAUCUUUAUCUCGCCAAAACAGUAACACAGACUUGGACAAACAAACACUUGAGCUCACAAACGGGGGCCCCAGGAAAGUUUUAUUUCGCACCCAGCCAGAUGUCCUCUUGCUUACUUUACAGGAUGAGACAGGAGUCACUGACUCUUCCCCCUCAGACACAGAGAAGGACCCUGUUUACUACCAACAAAUACAGGACAGGCGCACUGGUUACAGACGGAGAGCAAAACAAGAAGAGGAGGAUGUACAGCCUUUGUCCUCUCGCAGGCAAAGAAACAAGAAAACAGAAGAGGAACUGCAUAACAUUUCUGAGAAUCUUUCCCAUCGUCUUGAAGAACUUGAUCAGAUGCUGAAGCGUGUCCUCUGUGAACCUGGGGAGUCAAGUGAGGUCAGAACGGAGAGGACCUUGACAUCUCGGCAACACUCAGAUUUACCUGACCCAGAGCCGGAGUGCAGUCAGAGGGCCUACUCCCCUUCUCCACUGCGACCACCUCAAAGGGAGUUUGUGGAGGACUCAUUUUUUGUUGAUGAUGGACGACAAAGCAAUCUCACAAUGCCAGACCAAUCAGAACGCGGGAGACCAACUCACAGACUGUCCCAGAGGAAAUUAUGCAAGUACCUGGUGGACAAGAUGUACCAAGAAGAAUUGAAAACGUAUGAAGAUAAAGAGAGGGCGGAGCUUGACAGGGCGCGCCUCCGAGCUCUGGAAGCUGAGCGGGAGUACAGGGAGACUAUCCUGAAGGAUGCCUCCAAAGUCCACAAACAAACUCCAACGAAACUGAAACCUCAGCACAGAUCACAUCGAAAAACUGCUCCAUCCUCAAGCCGAAAGCUGCACGACAUGCCCCGGAAAGCUCAAUCAUUGAAAGUGAAGGACAAUGAUUUGCUGCCAGUGCUCGCUGAGGAGUUGCCCCAUCUUCACAUCUCCUCACGUGUCCUGGGGCAAAUGUGGGAGGAGCAGAUGCAGCAGGUGGACAGACUUCACGCCAUGUCGUCGACGAGGAAUCAGCGGCGCAACAAAUUGUCUGACCAGUUGGAAGAAGCGCACAGAAGGCACGACCUUUUGGUGGAGAUAAACCGCAAGGAACAGGAGCACAGCAGGAGACUGAGAGAAUUUAAAGAGCGAAUCCAGCAGCAGAAGUCAACUCAGAGCAAACUUAGAGAACAGAGGCAGCAGAUCGCACGGGCCAAGAAAUACCACAACGAAUACCACGUCCAGCACCGUGCACGUCUGAUGAGGGCGCGCACCAAAGAGGAGCGGAUGUUUCGGCAGCUUUUUGAGGAGGGUUUGUCGAUACAGAAAGAUCGUUUGAUAGAGCAGAGAGCGUAUGCCCGAGAGCAGCGUCUGGAGAACCAAAGGAGGCAAGAAGACUUCAUCAAAUCCAUGGAAAACUACUACAAAGACCAAUUUUCAUUACUGGCUGAAAAACUUGCUCAAGAGAGACAAGAUAUCCAGAUUAGGAAAAAAGCGCAAGAAAAGGCUCUAAUGAAGAUGAAGCGGGAGUUGCGUUGUCGAAUGGAGCGAGAAAUCCGAGAGCUGCAGAGGAUCAUCAUAGAAAACGAUGAGGACGAGCACUUCCAGGAUUUGGACGUCCAGAGACUACGAAACCGGAUGCACUUGGCGUCUUUCAGCUACAACACUAGUUACUUGCCCUAGUGCCCAACCCAGGACAGUUCAAACUAAUGCCAUGGACCUCAGAGCAGGCACUGGUCACUCACAUAGGUACAACGUAAGGACACCACCUCUCGGCUUCUUCGGGCGCAUUUGCACAGAAAAUCAUGCAGUACUUGGUUACUGUCAGAGUAAAUUUAAUCUGGACCUACUAAAAUAAACUAAAGACAUUAUAUGUAAACAUCCUUCUUCUUGAGCUGCUAACUCUUCAUGUAUUUUAUUGAUUUUAAUAUUCCCUGCACCCUAAAUGUGCAGUUACUGUAGCAAAAAAAAAUACAGAAAAUGUUCUUCCUUUGCCAAAUAGGGACCAGCAAUACAAAGUGAUAUAAAUGACAGGAUCUUAACAUGUCUUCCUUCAUUGCCUAAACCAUGAUUAAUCCACUUGAAUUAUUUAUUUUUUAACAUUGACAUGGUUUGAUUUUAAAAUGUUUGGAAUGUGUGCUUUAUAAUCAACAGAGAGAAUGAUGAUUGGAUUUUUAUUUGUGAUUUUUAAUCUUAGACCUGAUAGUUUUGGACCAAAAUUCAGCGCAAUGUAAAAAAAAUAAUAAUAUUGUUAAUGUGCAUUACAAGCACACACAAAGCUGCAAACAAAUAAAUGUCUGCACUCUUA
Messenger RNA from Boleophthalmus pectinirostris (great blue-spotted mudskipper), 3950 nucleotides. RefSeq names its product centrosomal protein of 95 kDa. Gene Ontology annotation, cellular component: spindle pole; centrosome. Bases 896 to 3325 code for a protein of 809 amino acids. The record is from RefSeq and is a predicted model, not a curated record. The transcript is spliced from 21 exons. NCBI's taxonomy places the organism in Eukaryota, Metazoa, Chordata, Actinopteri, Gobiiformes, Gobiidae.